GUUUAACAUUUGUGACUUAAUAUUUCUAUUUCGUCGGACGAAUAGCUCUCGAGUCUUCGACUCCACUCAUUGGCGGAAGCCAUUGGCAGAACUUCAUUCUCGACAGAAAUUCGAUCAUCCUUUUCAAUCUUACAGAACCCACAAAACCCAUUGGCCUGACGGGGCGACUAAUUCUGUUUGUUCGUCUCACUAGGAAACUCACCAUCGACGAAAGGCCAUGGGAAUUCUGAUCUACAGUAGUUGAAAUCUGAUGUUGUAGAUUUUUAGUUUCAGUGCGAUUCAUUUCAUUUCAUUGAACUAGAGUCGAAGACCUUCGAGCUUCGAAUCACAUCACAUGGGUCGGAAAACUCUUCAAUCAGAAGUGAUAUUGGAAGAAUGGAAUGGUUCUUCUUCAUCGGAGCUUCGGAAGACUGCCGUCAUAUCCGCUUAUCCUUCUCUCCUCAUUCAAAGAUCUGGUUCCCGUUUCAGACUCGUGGGGAGACGAUUCUUUGACGCGUUUGUACCGGAGGGGUUUCCUAGUAGUGUGACACCCGAUUAUGUUCCUUUUCAAAUAUGGGACUCAUUGCAGGGUCUAUCGACAUACAUUAGGACCAUGCUCUCUACCCAAGCUCUCCUGAGUGCCAUUGGGGUCGGAGAGCAAUCAGCAACUGUCAUUGGUGCUACAUUUCAGUGGUUUUUGAGGGAUUUAACUGGAAUGCUUGGAGGUAUCUUAUUCACAUUUUACCAGGGAUCUAAUCUGGACACCUAUGCCAAAAUGUGGCGCUUGGUUGCAGAUUUCAUGAAUGAUCUUGGUAUGUUGAUGGACCUCGUUUCCCCCUUGUUUCCUUCAGCAUUUAUGCUUAUCGUUUGCUUGGGGAGCCUGUCAAGAUCAUUCACCGGUGUGGCAAGUGGAGCUACUAGAGCUGCUUUAACACAACAUUUUGCCCUUCAGAAUAAUGCUGCUGAUAUAUCUGCCAAGGAAGGAAGUCAGGAAACAGUAGCAACAAUGAUAGGCAUGGCGAUUGGUAUGCUUCUUGCUCGUAUCACCAUGGGAUGCCCACUGGCCAUCUGGCUUUCGUUUCUAUCCCUCACAUUGUUCCAUAUGUAUGCAAAUUACAAGGCUGUUUGUUGCCUUUCCUUGACUUCACUCAACCCUCAGAGGUGUUCGAUUGCUUUGCAGCAUUUUAUUCAGACUGGUCAAGUUCUCUCUCCUCAACAGGUUUCUGAGAUGGAGCAUGUUUUACCCACAUGGGCUUCUUCAUGGAGUUUAAGGAGUAUUAAGUUAAUCCAUACACAUGUACGAUUAGGAGCGAGGAUCUCUUCUCUUCAUCACACAGAAAUGAAGGAGCUGUUGCGUUUGGCAGGUGCAAGUAAUAACAAAGAGAAGUACCUUCUAGUGGAGAGGAAGGCAACUAUCAGUGUUAUUGUGCAAAAAGAUGCUACUGCUAAUGACAUCUUCCAAUCAUUUGUUCAUGCACUUGUUAUGGCGUAUGUUCCUGAUCAGAAGUCCAGACAUUUGGAAAGCAUGUCAUGGAUGGAUGAACAUUAUGAAGGUUUUAUUCAAAAGCUGAAGAUAUCAGGCUGGAAAACAGAUCGUCUACUAUCUCCUUCUAUUUGUUGGAGAGCGAACUGGACCUGCAGUCCCAUGGAUGAGAAGAUCGACUGAACUUCAGUGGUCAUUAACCAUAAAAGAGCAACACAAGGAGGUAAUUUCUAAUUUGAACUGUUUCGAGUUCAACAACACUCGGUGGCAUAUUGACCAUAUUGCCUGAUUCAUCCCUGCUUGAAUGUUGCAAAUCUGCAAACAGAUUCAUUCUGGUCUUAUGGUCAUUAAUGACCUUAUAAACGACAGUCUAUUGAUUAUGGUUUUUGAUUUUCUGCAACUGAGUGUUUCUUUUGAUGAUACUUGACAGCAAAUUUUUUUAAAAGUAUACAUUAGUUCUUGCAAUUAUGCAUUUAGGUUUGCAGUCAAAUACAAAACAGAUAAGAAAUCUCCCUCUCUCUAAAUAGAAGAGAAAAAACUCAUUCAAAGUGCUGCUGACAAUCUCAAGAGCUGAUUAGUGCUCCUGCAGAAAAUACACGCUUAUGUUUAAGCUCAAUA
This is a messenger RNA of Benincasa hispida (wax gourd), 2080 nucleotides long. RefSeq names its product root UVB sensitive protein (Protein of unknown function, DUF647) (gene RUS3). The record is from RefSeq and is a predicted model, not a curated record. Lineage: Eukaryota; Viridiplantae; Streptophyta; Magnoliopsida; Cucurbitales; Cucurbitaceae.